AACCUUACAAUUUAAUUUAUUUAUAUAUAUACAUGUAUAUGUUAUUUGUGACAAAGUCAACAAAUAAUACAAAGUCUUUGUUUAUUUAAACUUCCAUGGUAAUUUUUAAGUGUAGUUUAACAAUUUCACUAAUUUCCAAAGAACAUCAUAGUUAAAAAUAUUGCCAAAGCCUGAAGCAGCAAUGUCAGGCCUUUUAAACAAAACCAUGGCUUUCCUUAGUUUUUCAAAGAAUCGAGUUGUUUUAUCUAGAUUUCAAAGACUUAACAGUACCGUAGCUCAAAAACUCUUUUACAGAGAAUAUGGAGACCCACUGAAGGUUAUACAACUUACUGAAACAGAAUUGCCUGAUCCCAAGCCUGAUGAGGUUUUAGUCAAACUCCUAGCAGCUCCAGUUAACCCAGCAGACAUAAAUACAAUCCAAGGCAAAUAUCCUUCUAAACCAGAGCUUCCUGCAGUCCCAGGAAAUGAAGGAGUAGGCAAAGUAAUUAAAGUAGGAAGUAAUGUUAUAGAGUUUGCUGAAGGUGACCAUGUGAUUCCUUUAAACCCCAAUUUGGGCACCUGGCGGACUCAUGUUUUGCUACCAAAAGAUACUCUAUUGCAAGUACCCAAGAAACUUGGAUUGGUUGAAGCAGCUACUCUUACAGUGAACCCUUGCACUGCUUAUAGAAUGCUUAAAGAUUUUGCUGAUUUAAAACCUGGAGACACUGUGAUUCAAAACGGAGCCAACUCAGCCUGCGGUCAAAACGUGAUUCAAAUUUGCAGAGCUUGGGGCUUAAGGACCGUUAACAUAGUCAGGGAUCGCCCUAAUAUCCAAGAACUAAAAUCAUACCUAGCAAAACUAGGAGCCACCUACGUACUCACGGAAGAAGAGCUUCGAACGACACAAAUCUUCAAAAAUGAGUUACUCGAUAAACCAAAGCUAGCACUAAACUGUGUAGGAGGUAAAAACGCACUUGAGUGCCUCAGAUACUUGAAAAAUAGCAGUUCCAUGGUAACUUAUGGCGGCAUGUCAAGGGAUCCUCUUACAGUACCCACUUCAGCAUUGAUUUUUAAAGAUUUGCAAUUUAGGGGGUUUUGGAUGACUAGAUGGUCUAAAGAGAAUUCCACUAGCAUAGAUAGAUUUGAAAUGUUUUCAGAAUUGAUCUCUAUGAUGACCAGUAAUGAGUUGAAGGGACCAGCUUAUGAAAUGGUAGAUUUUAAGGACUUUAAAAGAGCUUUACUUAAUACUUUGACUAUUCGAGGGAUGAUUGGCAAGAAAUUCAUUUUGAGGUUCGAGUAAUUAUCUUAUUUUGUUAGUUUUAAGCUUAUAGUUAAGUUUGUUGUUGCUAUAUUUAUGUUGAUUGCUAAAUCUUUUUUAAAUAAGAAAAUACAUUUAUUAUCAAUAA
Messenger RNA from Anthonomus grandis grandis, 1385 nucleotides. Its product is annotated as enoyl-[acyl-carrier-protein] reductase, mitochondrial. Gene Ontology annotation, molecular function: trans-2-enoyl-CoA reductase (NADPH) activity. Lineage: Eukaryota; Metazoa; Arthropoda; Insecta; Coleoptera; Curculionidae. Gene Ontology annotation, biological process: fatty acid metabolic process. Gene Ontology annotation, cellular component: mitochondrion. Bases 182 to 1279 code for a protein of 365 amino acids. The transcript is spliced from 2 exons. The record is from RefSeq and is a predicted model, not a curated record.